AUGAAGGUGGACCUGCUGACUUGCUUGGUGCUCGCCGCCGCCGCCGCCGGCCUCGUCGCUGUGGCGUCCGGCGGGCGCAGCUCGGGGCGGAGGAGGCACAAGGAGGUGUUCCUCGGGGAGAAGAGCAAGUUCAAGUUCGGAGGACGUGUUGACUACAAGCUGAAGAGGCAGGACAGCACUAAGACGCUGCUGAUAAAGAGCGAGCAGCUGCUGAGGAUCGAGGAGCACGACUUCGUGAUGAGGCCGGGCUUCGGAGGCGCAGCCAUCCCCGUGGGCAUCGAUGUGCAGGUGGAGAGCAUCGACAGCAUCUCCGAGGUCAACAUGGACUUCACCAUGACUCUGUACCUGCGCCACUACUGGAAAGACGAGCGGCUGGCGUUCCCGUCCCGAACCAAUCAGAGCAGGACGUUCGACUCGCGGCUGGUGAAGAAGAUCUGGGUUCCCGACGUCUUCUUCGUCCACUCCAAGCGCUCCUUCAUCCACGACACCACCAUGGAGAACAUCAUGCUGCGGGUCUACCCCGACGGGAACAUCCUGUACAGCGUCAGGGUGACGGUGACGUCGCUCUGCUCGAUGGACUUCAGCAGCUUCCCUCUGGACACACAGAACUGCUCUCUGGAGCUGGAGAGCUAUGCGUACAAUGAGAACGACCUGAUGCUUUACUGGAAGAACGGGAACGACUCCCUGAGGACGGAUGAGAUCGUCUUGUCUCAGUUCUUCAUCGAGCAUUUCCACGCCUCCAGUGGCCUGGCCUUCUACAGCAGCACCGGUUGGUACAACCGUCUGUUCAUCAACUUCAUCCUGCAGAGGCACAUCUUCUUCUUCAUGCUGCAGACCUACUUCCCCACCAUGCUGAUGGUGGUCCUGUCCUGGGUCUCCUUCUGGAUCGACCGGAGGGCCGUCCCCGCACGCGUCUCCCUGGGAAUCACCACGGUGCUCACCAUGUCCACCAUCAUCACCGGAGUGUCCUCCUCCAUGCCUCAGGUGUCCUACGUGAAGGCGGUGGACAUCUACCUGUGGACCAGCUUCCUGUUCGUCUUCCUGUCUGUGAUCGAGUAUGCGGCGGUGAACUACUGCACCACUCUGGAGGAGAUGAGGAAGAUGAAGAGGGGGAAGAUCCCCUCCACCUUCAACGCCAGCCAGGCGAUGGCCUUCGACGGCUGUUUUCACGACAACGACGUGGAGCUGACCCCGUUCGCCCGCGCGGCGCCCUCCCUGACCUCUGACCCCCUCGCCGCGCAGACCCAGGCCCCGGACGCGCGUCCCCCGGAGGGGACCCACCUCCGCCGGCAGCGGUCGGUGCGCGAGAACGUGGACCUGUUCGUCAGCAACAGCUACGUGAUCGACUCGUACUCGCGCCUGGCCUUCCCGCUGUCCUACCUGCUCUUCAACACCAUCUACUGGAGCCUGUACACCUGAGCCAGGCAGAGAGCAUGCUGGGGGAUUGCUUCGCGUGCACCUCACCGGACCAUCUCUACGUCACGAAUCGUCUGCUUUACCUGAGAGAUGAAAGCACUCAAGAGGAGGAACUCUUCAUUUAGGACUGCAUCUUUAUCAAUGUGUAUUUAUUUUAAUAAACUCUACACGUGACUCUGUUAUCUUAUACUCGGAGCUCUUAUUCUGAAGGGGGCUUUACUACGUGAGGGAAAAUGCAUCUAAAAGUGUUCAGUCAACCAGCUAUUUAACAUGUUCUUUAAUUUAUCUUCUUAUUAAAGAUUAAUUUUGUUCACGAGGAGGUAAAAGUACAUUUAUGUUUG
Cyclopterus lumpus (lumpfish) is the source of this 1757-nucleotide messenger RNA. RefSeq names its product gamma-aminobutyric acid receptor subunit rho-3. The transcript is spliced from 10 exons. Gene Ontology annotation, molecular function: neurotransmitter receptor activity; extracellular ligand-gated monoatomic ion channel activity; GABA-A receptor activity. Gene Ontology annotation, biological process: monoatomic ion transmembrane transport; nervous system process; regulation of membrane potential. Bases 1 to 1419 code for a protein of 472 amino acids. Gene Ontology annotation, cellular component: neuron projection; GABA-A receptor complex; membrane. Lineage: Eukaryota; Metazoa; Chordata; Actinopteri; Perciformes; Cyclopteridae. The record is from RefSeq and is a predicted model, not a curated record.